Molecule: messenger RNA, 2763 nt
Organism: Metarhizium brunneum ARSEF 3297
Lineage: Eukaryota; Fungi; Ascomycota; Sordariomycetes; Hypocreales; Clavicipitaceae
Gene: Spast
Product: Spastin
Cellular component (GO): mitochondrial outer membrane
Molecular function (GO): ATP binding; ATP hydrolysis activity
Source: RefSeq, a predicted model, not a curated record
AUGAUGUCGCCACUGGCUAGGAAGCAAGCGUCAAGCCAGACGAAAACGUCGACAGAGCUCUGCAGUGACUUUCUUUUACCACCCUGGUUUUUGAGCAAUAAAGUCAAGACCACAGCAGAGCUCAAUGACCUUCCGCUUCCAUGUAGGCUGGUAUUUCGGAACGCCAAUAAUGUCUUAGACAAGCAAAAGGCUUCAAAACCAGCAUAUAGCACACCCGUGGAGCAAGUCCUAGGGAAAACACCCGGUACUUGCAAGCAAGAGUCCCCAAACGCCGCGAGUGACAGUUCUGGACAGGAUACUGGCGAAACUAAUGAGUCUGGCACACUGGAUCAGGAAGUCGACAUCCUCGAAUACCAACUUUCGCACGAUAGCUUCUCCGAGCUGCGAGAUGUCACGGCUGCAUUUCUGAUGCGCGACCAGGAAGGGAAGCUAUCCCCAUCGCAUGCAGCUGUUCUUCUUUGCUCCUCAUGGGAUCUCGACUUGCCCUUUGUUGACGGAGUCAUCCUACAUCUAGCAAAAGACCUCCAGGCAACUCUCGUGUCUGUAGACUUGGAAGACCUGGAAGAUUUGGGAUGGGAUUUUAAUCAUCAAGAGCAGAGAAUGAUUGCAGAAAAUAAAUUACCAGAGUCGCAGUCAAAGAAAGAACCCAAUCGAGACUACUUUGCUGGAAUGGCGGUGCGCUACUUCGGCACCCAACCUGAGCAGCAUGCGUCCAAAAAUGCCUGGAAUCGAACUGAACAAGCCAUCGCGGCGAUCCUAGACACUCAGAUUUCCAAAUCUCGGCCAAACACAGCAAGAGAGAAUGGACCAGAAGCCACAGCUGUCAUCAGCCCGCAGCCACUUGAGACAGAGCCUCCUCCACUUCUUCUCUACCUUCGGGAUUCGUCUGAAAUGAUACAAAAAAGGCCUUAUAUUCUAGAAAGAUUUCGUGAUUGCAUUCGAGAUAAACGGCUGUCGGGGCGUGGAAUUGUCCUUCUGGUCUCUUUCUCCGGGAACGGUUCACUUCCCAAAGUCGGCGGAAAGAUAUCAGCGGGCAGCGCAUCGAUCGUCACUAUGACCCCUUUCUGCUUUCAAGGGAAGGUAGACCUUACCGGGAGCUACUGUACAAGCAUAAUAAAUACCAGGCGACUUAAACGCUUCCUGCGAUUGCGCAUUCCUCACCUGUUUGUCCCCGAAGUUCUUGAAAUGUUCCAGCCCUACUCAGCCUGGAAUCUGGACGACGACGGAAGAUAUGAAUUCGUGGAAGCAUCACAAUGGAAGGAAAGAGACUUCCAGCGAGCUAUCACCCAGAUAACAGGUCGUGCCUCUGGAAUGUCCCAUAUUGAUCCUGAGGACGUUCGAAUUGUUCUGCUGCGUCUGGACCUCCUGAAAACAGUCCGCCAGACAGAAGAAUCAGAUGAGAGAGAAGAGCUGAGCGAAACAGAAAAGCCAAAAGAAGCAGACGAGUCAAAUGAGGGAGCCCCGGAGACAUCUGUGGAGAUGGGCACUGCGAAUAAAAUCAGGCCGGAUACGAACGAAAUAUCAGAGACAAAGGCUGAACGUUGGGUCGAUAAACUGCGUAGAGUUGAGAGUGCUGCGGAUCCGUUGGAGAAGUCGCUCAUCAGCUGCAUCAUCAACCCAGAUGACAUCGAUUGCACGUACGACGACGUCAUUGUGGAUGAAGAUACAAAAGAGACUGUCCGUCACUUGGUUUCGCUAUCCGAUUUCCACCCGCAAGUCGCAUCCAGCUGCCUCCUUAAGCAUAUUCGUAUCAACGGAGCACUAUUCUACGGGCCUCCCGGAACUGGCAAAACGCAUCUCUGCAGAGCUAUUGCCAAGGCUUCCGGCGCAAGCAUGCUUGCCAUUGACUCAGCAGCAGUGCAUUCCAAAUACGUCAGCGAAACGGAGAGACUUAUUAAAGCGGCGUUCAAACUCUCCAAAGCAAUGUUCCCUUGCGUGUUGUUUAUUGACGAAGCGGACUCACUGUUCUACCGUCGCUCUUCCAGUGACAAGAGCUGGUACCGGACUGCCCUUACUCAGUUUCUCAUAGAGAUGGACGGACUUUCCAAGAGCGACACGGCUCCUUUUGUCGUGGUGGCGACAAAUCGCCCUCGUGAUCUAGACGAAGCGUUUUAUCGCCGGCUGCCUCAGAAAAUCUUCUUCGGGCUUCCUGAAGAGGAGUCGCGAUCCAAGAUUCUUCGGCUAUUUCUGAAAGAUGAGGACCUGGAUCCACUAGUAGACAUUAAUGCUCUGGCUAGGCAGACUGAUGGGUACUCUGGUUCGGACCUGCGUAGUUUUUGCGCAGAAGCUGCGUUAAUAUGGGCUAUAGAGCAGGUGAAGGAGAUGUCAAACGGCGUCAAGAUGAGUAAACUACGGCUCACAGUGUCGCACUUUGCAAAGUCGCUCAAGAAAAUCAGACCCAGCGUUUCUGAGAAGACGCUUAGAGAUCUCUCUGAGUUUUCACGGCGAUUUGGCGAGGCACACUGUAAUGAUGCCUCCGAGGAUAUAGGAUCUACUCUCCCCGAAUCCAUGAUCCCCGCGCUUAACAACUCUGCAAAACAGUCCAAUUCCUUCAUGCCUGGGCUCUCGCUAGCAGAGGAUCAAAAGGUGACUCAAAGGGAGGUAGUAGAUGGGGGGCCAACUAGGAGCAAGCAAAAGCCGGACUCUAAUGCGGUCCCGUCUUGCUCUGUCGCAGACGCACCUACAGAAGCACCAAACCCUGUGAUCGGAAGGAGGCCGAAUGGAAGCUUGUCAAAGAAGAGAAAGAGAGAGGAAUUAGAGUAA